UUAGGAAGUAUUUUGUUUACUCUUGUCUCGCAGUUCUCUUUCGUUUUCUCUGCUCUGAUCAGUGAGUUUUUACACUCUCUUUAUGGCACUAAUGGCACUUGAGGAUGAUCUGUCAUGUCCUGUGUGCACUGAGAUCUUUAAUGAUCCUGUGUUAUUGAGCUGCGGUCACAGUUUCUGUCGUCGGUGCAAUAAAGAUCACUGGACCUCCAGCGGCUCCAGAAACUGUCCCAUCUGUCGACAGGUGUCACCACAGAAACCGGUGUCAAAUCUGGGCCUUCGGAACACCUGCGAGACAUUCCUGAGAGAGAAGUGCACGGAGAGGAAGAGGGAUGGAGGACAGGAGUGUCUGAAACAUGGAGAGAAACUUCAGUUGUUCUGUCAAACAGAUGAUCUGGCGAUCUGUUCAGAGUGUAAGAAACAUGAGCACGUGAGCCACAGAAUACAGCCCCUACAAGAGACUGUACGUCAACGCAAGGGGAAGCUAAAAGCAGCUCUUCGUCCAACUGAGAGGAGCUUGUUUACUCUACAGAACGAUACAGCAGUGGAUGACAAACUCUCUAAAUUCAUUCAGAAUCAAGCUCAGCAGACAGAGAGAAGAAUUAAGGAGGAAUUUAAGAAACUCCAUCAGUUCCUCAAAAAGGAGGAGGAGAGCAGGACAGCAGCUCUAAAUAAAGAAGAGAAAGACAAGAAAGGAAAGAUAGAGAGAAGAAAGAAAGGAAGAAUACGGUCACUGUCAGAGAGAGUCAGAGAGGUGGAAGACGCAUUAAAGGAUGAUGACAUCACCUUCCUUCAGAAUUAUAACAGUAUACUGAACAGGAAUUUAUAUACACUCCCAGAUGCACAGAUCAGUUCAGAAGCUCUCAUGGAUAUUCCUAAACAUUUGGGAAACUUGAAGUACAAUGUAUUGGAGAAGAUGAAAGACACCUGUCCUUACUACCCUGUAAUCCUGAAUCCAAACACAGCUCCACCAAACGUCAGAGUUUCAGAUGACCUUUCCUCUGUGAGCUUAUGUUCCUACAGGCAGGAUGACCCGAACCUUCUUCCUCUGCACAGGAAUCGUAUGGUGUUGGGGAGUGUUGGUUACGGUGAUGGCGUUUACACUUGGGAAAUUGAGGUGGGAAAGAGUCGACACUGGAGCCUUGGAGUGUGUUUUGGAUUGUUGGAAAAACCUGUUCCGCAACCUGAAAUUGUCUUCUGGGGUAUCAGACGUGAUGGUGACAUGUACAAAUUUCUGAACACUCCGUUAGGGUUUAAGAUGACGUUGAAUCCUGAAGUAGUGCGAGUGCAGCUGGAGGAUGAUUAUGACUGGAAGGGCAGAUUCUGGAGGAAUGUGACUUUUUUUAAUGCUAGGACUAAUUCACAUUUUGCAACCAUUACUGGAGUCCCCUCUAUGUGGGAACACUUCCCAUUUGUGAUCCCAGAAGAUCAAUCGUCUACGCUGCAUAUAAUCCCAGGUAACAAUGGUCCGACCGUUGAACUGGUUGAACAGAAGCCAUCUUUCCUGGAGAGACACAGAUUCUCGAUUAUCAUCUGUGUUUGUUUUAUUGUGGCUAUAUUCAUAUUUCUGUCAUGGAAGAUUGAGAUUCUUGACAAAUGAAUAUCUGUAGAAAUUGAAUGUGUUGUUUACAGUAGGUAUCGUAAUGAUCUGUUAUACCUGUCCAUCUGGCUUCCUGUAGGAAAUGGACUUCCUACAAUCACACAGCAGAAACGAUGGUUAUGGGCUGUCUAAACCCACUUAUUUUAGGGAUAUGGUGUCGACUUCAUCUGUUGCAUUCAAUUUUAGGGAAUGCACAUGUAUAAUCCUGCUUAAUUGUUGGGAAAUGUUUUUUCUCACCAAGACUGUCGAAUGUAUCUCUGUUCAAUAGUACGUAUGUAGUUUAAAUCACCUAAUCGCAGAAUUUGUCAAAGUUUGACAGAUCCCUGUUAAUCUGAAUAUCAAAAAGUUUAGUUUGAAGUGUUUAGCACCAAGUAAACUAGAUUUCCACAACCAAAGCUAUAUAUUUACUGCUUUGUUUUCUGUCUGGAAAUAAAAGUACUCAUUAUUUUUGAACUUGAGAAAUGUGUUCAUAAAGUUUGUUCACAUUUUCUGCAAAUGGAUUUGCUAUUGACUGUUCAAUCAAGAAAACUACUGACACACUUUGAGAUUAGGAUCUAUAUAUUAUUCUCAUUACAAUGGCCAAAUGGAGGACUGCAACUGGUUCUGUUGGUCUCCGUACACUCCCAUACACAUAAUAAUAUAAUAUAUAUCAUUUUAAUGUUGAAAGUUUGGUGCUUUGUAUCUUUGGGAUUGCUCAUCUGUAACCAUCUGAAACACGAGUAAUGAUUCUGUUUGUCACUCAUCAUCAAUGCAUCAUUGCUCUUAUAUCCUCUUAUAUGUGUAAAAACAUCAUGUUUGCUUUGGUCUUGUAUUUUGGUUUUCUUCAAUAAAUGUCUG
Molecule: messenger RNA, 2434 nt
Organism: Xyrauchen texanus (razorback sucker)
Lineage: Eukaryota; Metazoa; Chordata; Actinopteri; Cypriniformes; Catostomidae
Product: E3 ubiquitin-protein ligase TRIM35-like
Exons: 6
Coding region: 83-1597 (504 amino acids)
Biological process (GO): protein ubiquitination
Molecular function (GO): ubiquitin-protein transferase activity; zinc ion binding
Source: RefSeq, a predicted model, not a curated record